AUGAUCAAGGGCAGCCUCGCAAUUGACAGAAUGGUCCGCGUGGCCGGCCAGCUUGUUCGCCGUGCUCUCGGUCAGGCGGUUGGCGCAUCCCGUGGCUUUUCCACCUCGACUACAUUCCGAAGGAUUGAUAAGAUCUGCCCUUCGGCCGCUGAAGCAAUACGAGAUGUGAAGAAAGGCUCCAUCAUGCUCGUGGGUGGCUUCGGCUUUUCCGGUGUUCCAAGCUCGCUCAUCGAUGCCAUAGCUCAACACCAAAACAUCACCGAUUUGACAGUUGUGUCUAACAACGCAGGGAUGCCGGGCGUCGGGCUUGGGAAGCUCCUGGAAACGAAACAAAUCAGUACAAUGGUUGCAUCGUAUAUUGGGGAGAACAAACUACUCGAAAAAAUGUAUUUGACUGGCGCCCUCGACCUGGAACUGAUCCCUCAAGGCACAAUGGUGGAGAAAUGCGCAGCUGGCGCGGCUGGUGUCCCAGCAUUUUACACACCAACGGCCUUUGGUACCGUUGUGCAAACUGGCAAUCUCCCGGUCCGUCAUAACUCAGAUGGUUCCGUUGCCAUCAUGUCCCAACCACGGGAGACGCGCGAAUUCAACGGGAAGAACUAUGUGCUUGAGUCAUCCAUCUUUGGUGACGUUGCCCUUGUCAAAGUGCACAAAGCCGAUCGCCUGGGUAAUUGCACAUUCCGGAAGGCUCAGAACAACUUCAACGAGUCCAUGGGGAAAAACGCUCGUCUUACCAUCGUCGAAGCCGAUGAGAUCGUGGAAGUUGGCGAGCUUCAGCCCGAGCACAUUCAUCUCCAGAGCAUCUACGUGGACAGAGUUAUCAAGAGCACGGAGCCCAAGCAAAUCGAAAAGCUCGUGCUCGCCAAGUCUUCCGACGACAUUAUCAAGGGCAGGGCUGCUAAGGAAUUCAAAGACGGCAUGUUUGUGAAUCUCGGCAUUGGAAUCCCACUCGCAGCACCAGCUCUUGUGCCAAACGAUAUCGAGGUUAUCCUUCAAUCUGAGAAUGGAAUUCUAGGCAUGGGCCGUUACCCCCAAUUAGGACAGGAGGACCCAGACCUGAUCAACCCAGGCAAAGAAACAGUGACACUGAAUCCCGGUGCCUCGACCUUUGGAAGCCAUGAGAGUUUUGGAAUGAUUCGAUCAGGCAAGAUAGACCUCACUAUGUUAGGGGCCUUGCAGGUCAGCAUGAAUGGAGACAUGGCCAAUUUCAUGCUUCCGGGCAAGGUCAAGGGUAUUGGCGGCGCUAUGGAUUUGGUUGCCAACCCUGAGAAGACAAAGGUCGUGGUUACAAUGGAACACCUCGAUAGAAAGGGAAGGCCUAAGAUUAUGCGCGAAUGCACAUUUCCUCUCACGGGAACUCGAUGCGUGUCGCGAAUCAUCACCGAUCUUGCUGUACUCGACUGUGUGCCAGAGGGUCUAGUAUUAAGGGAGUUGGUUCCAGAAGUGACCGUAGAGGAGUUGGAGAAGCUUACUGAUGCGCCGUUCACCGUGGCGGACGACUUCAAGCCUUACGUUGCUUAG
Clonostachys rhizophaga is the source of this 1521-nucleotide messenger RNA. NCBI's taxonomy places the organism in Eukaryota, Fungi, Ascomycota, Sordariomycetes, Hypocreales, Bionectriaceae. The record is from the annotation of a GenBank genome assembly.